GUCGGUGCUCCUUUCAUGAGCGCCAUUUUCAACGUGCUGCUUGAAAGGAUAGCUUCUUCCGAAAUAGCUGACUCCUUCAGGAAGAAUAGCUCCGUCAAGUUGCUCAGAAGUUGAAGAUAACCUUGUUGUCUGUUAAUGCCGUACUUAACAAUGCGGAAGAGAAGCAGUUGAGAAAUUCAGCGGUGAAGGAGUGGCUCGAUGAGCUUAAAGAUGUCGCAUUUGAUGCUGAUGAUCUCCUGGAUGAGAUUUACACCGAUUCAAAAUCCAACGCGAACGAGGUAAACGCCCUAGAGUCUGCUACUACGAAGUUUUUUGAUAGAAUAGAGGUUGAACGGAAACUGGAAGAUAUUCUUGAAAGAUUAGAAUUCGUCAUAAAACAGAAAGAAACCCUUGAUCUAAAAGCUGGUAGAGAAGCCCAAAUGGGCCAGAAGACACCAACUUCGUCUGUAAUAGAGGCAUGUGAUGUGUACGGAAGGGACACUGAUAAAGACGUCUUGGUUAAGUUGUUGUCGUCACAUGAUAGUGAUGAUGAAACUGUGGGUGUCAUUCCCAUAGUGGGAAUGGGAGGAGCUGGGAAAACCACUUUAGCUCAACUGGUAUACAAUGAUGAAAGAGUACAGAAGGAAUUUGACCUCAAAGCAUGGAUUUAUGUGUCUGAAGAAUUUGAUAUCUGCAAGAUUACCAAAAACCUUUUGGAGACUAUCACUUCUUAUAGCUGUGGUUUUGAAGACUUGAAUUCACUCCAGCGCAAUUUAAAAAGUUUUUUGAUGAAGAAAAAGUUUUUGUUUGUGUUUGAUGACGUUUGGAAUGAGAAUUAUGAUAACUGGGAAAAGUUUAGCAGACCAUUUAAACACACAGGUGCCCAAGGAAGUAAGAUUAUUGUAACUACACGAAGUGGUUAUGUUGCAUCCAUCAUGCAAACUGUUCCGGCUUAUAAUGUCAGUGUGUUGUCAAAUGAAGAUUCUUGGCAUCUUUUUGCAAAACAUGCAUUUGGUUACAGAGAUUCAAAUAUCAAUCAUAGUGUGGAGAAAGUAGGUAAAGAAAUAGUUAGAAAGUGCAAAGGAUUGCCUUUGGCAGUGAAGACACUUGCGGGGCUUUUGAGAGCUAAAAGUGAUAAGCAGGAAUGGUUGAAAGUAUUAAGAAGUGAGAUAUGGGAUCUGCAAGACCAUGAGAGUAAUAUUCUUCCAGCUUUGAGACUAAGUUAUCAUUAUCUCCCCGCACAUUUGAAAAGAUGUUUUGCUUACUGUUCAAUUUUUCCAAAAGAUUAUGAGUUUGAGAAGGAGACAUUAACUUUGUUGUGGAUGGCAGAAGGUUUGCUGCAGCAAUCAAAACGACAUAAAAGGGUUGAAGAAGCUGGGUAUGAAUACUUUUUGGAAUUAGCAUCUAGAUCUUUUUUCCAGCAAUCAAGACGUGAUAAGACAUGCUUUGUAAUGCAUCAUCUUGUAAAUGAUUUAGCAAAAUUUGCAUCAGGAACCUUUUCUGUCAGAAUUGAAGAUACCAAUUAUAAUGAAAUUGGAGAAAGAACUCGUCAUUUGUCACAUAUUAUUGCAGAUAGUUCCUCAAAUCUAAACAUGAAUGAUGUUUGCAAAGCAAAUCGCCUUCGCACAUUUCUGCAAAUACAGUUGUUUUCUACAUCCAUUGACUUGUUCAACAACAUGCCAAAUGAUAUGUUGAUGAAGCUAAGCCGCUUAAGGGUGUUAACCUUGGUAGGUGGGUAUUUGUACAAUUUGCCAGAUUCAAUUGGUGAGCUAAAGCAUCUUCGGUAUCUAAAAGUAUCUGACACCAAGGUUAUCAGGUUACCAAAAUCCGUCUGCAGCUUGUACAACUUACAAACACUGAAGUUAAUUCGAUGCUGUAGUCUCAUGGAACUGCCUACAAGAUUACAUGAUCUUGUUAACUUGCGUUACCUGGAUAUCAGUGGCACCUGUUUGGAAUGGAUGCCAUUGCACAUGAGCAAGUUAAGAAACCUCCAAAAGUUGAGUGACUUCUUUCUUGGAAAUCAAUGCGGAUCUAUCAUUGGUGAAUUGGGUGGACUAAAUGAUUUACAUGGAUCAUUGUUCAUUCAUGGCUUAGAACAUGUUGUUGACGACAAGGAUUCUGAAAAAGCAAAGUUGAAGGAAAAGAGCUGUCUUGACAGAUUAGCUUUCAAGUGGUGCGGGAGUGGUGAUACUGAUGAUUCACAGCUUGAGAAAAGAAUACUGACCAGCCUACAACCAAAUACAAAUUUGAAGGAGCUUGUUAUCCGUGGUUAUCCAGGCACAGAAUUUCCCAAAUGGUUGGGGGACAAUUCCUUCUUCAACAUGGUGUCUUUACAACUAAAGGGUUGUAAAUAUUGCUGCAAGUUGCCAGCACUUGGACAGCUCCCAUCGUUGAAAGAGCUUCGAAUCAGUAGAUUUGAUGGAUUAGUCAGCAUUGGCCCUGAGUUUUUUGGCAAUCCUGCUGGAGCUAUAAGCUUCCCUGCCCUUGAAAUUCUAAGAUUUGAGCAUAUGUCAGCAUGGGAGAAUUGGAGUCCUGAGGCUAACACUGGUUGCAAGGCUCUCAGUCAACUUCGAGAACUUCAUAUAGAGAGUUGUGCCAAGCUGACGGGGGAUUUACCUAGUAACCUUCCAUCUUUGAAGCUACUCAUAAUCAGAGACUGCCAUCAGCUCCUUUGUUCACUUCCCACUGCCCCUGAUUUGCGUGUAUUGAACAUUCAGAGUUGUGGGAAUUUAGAAUUCCCAGUUCAUGGUCCUCAGUGCUACGGGUUACUCACAUCCAUGUACUUACUUGAUAGCUUUGAUUCACUCAAGUUCUUGCCAUUAGAUCUCUUCCACAACCUCAAGUCUUUAGAUAUAAGGGGUUGUAACAAUCUGGAAGCUCUGACAGUUUCUGAAUCAGGUGCAACUCCUCCGAAUCUCCCAUCACUCAGAUCCUUGAGCAUUAGACAUUGUCCAAAAUUUGCAUCUUUUACCAAGGGAGGAUUAUCAGCCCCAAAACUCACUUUGUUGACAAUCAACUACUGCCAGAAGUUGAAGUCUCUACCCGAGCAAAUUCACAAUCUGAUGCCGAGUUUGAAGGAAGUCCAGCUUCGAGGUUGUCCACAAAUGGAGUCAUUUGAGAUGAGACCCCUCAGAGUUCGGAUUUGUAAUAAAUUGAGAGAGGAGAAACAGAACCUAUCUGAUCCUGUAUUUGCUAGUUUUGAGGGACUUUCCUCUAUUUGUAGCCCCUCAUCAAGGUAGACAACUUGAAAGAGUCAAAGCUUUCCCUGGUCAGCAAUACAGUUAACAUACGUGACUUUAUAAUUGGCAUGUAAUGAUGUUUUGAUUAUGUGCUGUCAUUGCUGCCCUAUUGCUAUGUACAUCGCAUCUGUCAUUUAAUGGCUUUUAAAUUUAUAGGCUUUCUGUGAUAUGGUCA
This is a messenger RNA of Neltuma alba, 3393 nucleotides long. Its product is annotated as putative disease resistance RPP13-like protein 1. Gene Ontology annotation, molecular function: ADP binding. The record is from RefSeq and is a predicted model, not a curated record. NCBI's taxonomy places the organism in Eukaryota, Viridiplantae, Streptophyta, Magnoliopsida, Fabales, Fabaceae. The transcript has a single exon. Bases 420 to 3218 code for a protein of 932 amino acids.